This is a messenger RNA of Trichoplusia ni (cabbage looper), 4179 nucleotides long. RefSeq lists its product as uncharacterized. The coding region runs from base 781 to 1632 and encodes 283 amino acids. NCBI's taxonomy places the organism in Eukaryota, Metazoa, Arthropoda, Insecta, Lepidoptera, Noctuidae. The record is from RefSeq and is a predicted model, not a curated record. The transcript has 6 exons.
AACCGUUGAAUAACUGGAACUAGUCUUCUUUUUCGAAAGUUCUUGUUUUUAUACAAGUAAAAGUAGUUUUUCUACUCAAACUCAUAAAUAAUGUAAUUCAAGAGUUGCCAACAAAUGCUCAGAAACUUAAAGAACAAUCAGAAACGAAAGGCGACCAACGUCGUAGACUGUCAAAAAAAAUAUGACAGUAAAAACAAAUCUGAAGUGGGUGGAAACUGCGAGUUGUGAGACGGAAGCCUCAUAAACUAGUAGCAAUACGGGCGAGACAUAUUUUCGCGCCGAACUGAUGUAUAUACACACACAUAAGCACACAGCCUGUACAAGACAAACAGCAUUUACGUAAAUGAGCGACUCAAACGACGCGGAGUCAAUUACAUCGGCCGACAAAAUUCGUCGGAGAAAGAGCAAAAAAAACACAGACAAAAGCAAUGACAUUUAUCUAAUUACGAGAUCGCGAUAAGGGCGCGUGAGGGGUGAGAAGGAGGAAAUUUGAGGAGGGCAGGGGAGGUGCAGGACUGGAUGCUGUGCCGCAGUCGGCUGGAGGCAUCCGGGCCAUUCGCACGUCUCGACGUCUAGCAUUUCGCAGUCGAUCUCGUUGCGAAUAAAAUAUUUUCGUGGAUAUCGUGCGUACUGAAAUCGGCUGAUGGCUUCGUAUGUGUUGCGAGUAAUUAAAAGUUAGGUUGGUGAUAAAAUGGAAUAAUGUUUGAGUAAAAAUGUGAAAUGUACAGUGAAGGAAAAAGUUUUUGCUGUGUUACGGAUAUUUAGUUUUUAGUUUUCAAUAUGCCAGUACUUCUAGUUUUUGGACUUUUUGUGGUGAUUGCCACGGCCCACAACAUCACGUUCCUGGAGGUGCCGCAGUAUGGGGACCCGCACCAGGAGGCCAGCCUGGUCUGCCACUACGUCAGUGAGCCGGGCGACCCGGACCUGCACUCCGUCAAGUGGUACAGGGGCAGCAACGAGAUAUUCCGAUUUACACCAGGACAACAGCCUCCAACGAGAACCUUCAACUCCACAGCGGGUGGUGUCUCCCGGGGUAACUGCAACCUUCACAGUUGUACCAUCAGUGUGGUGCUCCCUAGAAACUACAACACGAGGCUCUCGUUCACGUGUGAGGUGUCCACUGAAGGCCCAAGGUUCGCUGUUGUCAAGCAAACCAAGAAUUUAACAGUUGCUGUAACGUUGAAAGAAGACCCAGUGAUAAUGGGCGUGCCCGGCACAGUGCAGCUGGGCGAGGAUGUCAUCCUGAAUUGCACGACACAGCCGGCGAUGCCGCCCGCCAACAUCGUGUGGUUCAUAGAUGGAAGAGCAGAAAAAACAGAGCCAUGGAUGGUGAACAACACUCAAGUAUCGUCAGCCAACAACUUUGGGCUGCGGUCGAGCUGGCGGUCCCUACGACUGCGAGUUUCCUCAGUCAAGGGUUUCAUGGCCUUACGCUGUGAGGCCACACAACCCACCUGGCCUCCGUACACGAGGGUCACGAACGCAACCCUCGUGAUCGCGAGGUCACCGCAUUUGUCUAUGUUUACUGCUGCAGGUUCAAAUUCUGCAGCGUUCGAAGCAACAGUACUGAUAUUAGCGACGUGCAUCUCAGUACAUAUAUUUUCUAAAUACAGUGCCUUGAGUGAAGUUUAAUCGAAGCUGUAGGUAACAGCUUAAGUGUCGAGCAUCUAGAAUAGUUAGAUAUGAAUUUUAUCACGUACUAUGUUUACACGCCAAUUUGAAAAAGCAGAAGACGCGAUUAAAAUCUUAAGAAUAUUUUGCCACCGAACAAAAAGUUAAGUAUUGAAAGUUAAAAUUUUCAAUUAAAAAAAGGAUUUUCUGUUGUUGUUGGUUAUGCACAAAAAAAAGUUUUUUUCUCAGCUUAUGAUUCUGUCAGAUCGUUACGAAACCACUUUGCGAUGUAAAACGUCUCUUCUAACAGUAAAUAGCACAAUUAUGUACGGACUGAGACGUUGUUAGCUUGAAAAUCAUAAAAGCUACUGAAAACACCCCCUAGUGCUUCUAAAAGUACUUGCUUGAUGACAGCAAUCGUCAUUUACAGUAAAAACAUCACUACUGCGGGUGAUUUGUCAUUCCGCUUUUUCUCCCAACUAUAUCUUGAAAUAACAUUCAGGUAGCCGGUUUCCAUUUCAUCGCAGAUAAAAUAUUCAAAUAGCAAAUUAUGAAUAUGUAUCGUACAUACAUUUUUCAUACUAUACACGGAGCAUCAAAGAGUCCAUAUCAAUUGUAUUCUUGUAAAUACAUAAUACGAACAAUCGAAGGAGCAUUCAGCGAUCUUUUAUUUCCGUUCACCAUCCAAUAUUUAUGAAAGCCUGGUACAUAGUACAAUCAAAUGCGAAUCUCUUUUGGCGUGUAAACAUUUGUAUUAUUCCGUAGCUAUAUUUCUGUCGUUUAUGUAAAAAUUACAAAAUGGCUGCGAGGCGCUUGGUUAUACGUUUCAGUUAUGUUUUUACCUGUGCGUAAAAAGAAAAUUAUAUUUACCGCUUUGAUUUUAUUUUUCACAUAUGUGACGGUUAAAAUAAUCAUGAUUUAAAAAGAGAGUAAGAUUUUAAUUGUUUUUGUUUGUUUCAUUUUAAGCUCCCGUCAUAAUGGAAAACUGUUGCAAAACGAAAACUUUAACAAAAUGUGUCGCAUUCACAAAAAUAGUACCAGGGCAACAUGACUAAACAGAGUAAAACAUCACAUUUCAAAUAUGUAUAUUUGAGUUUACACCGUCCGACGGUCCGUUACAGCUUUUGCAACGGUGCUGGGAAUUCGAGCCUUGAAUCCUUUUGUCAGGCCCAAUAAGCUUUUAGAGCACUUUGACCGUACUGUUUUACUCGCAAUAACGCGCUGUUUUCUGUUAUCACGUUUAUAUUUGAUGUCGAGUAUCUUUUCAUAGGGGGAUGGGAUAUAAUAUAACAGAAGGAAUUGGAGUUUCAAGUUCUGCGCUUGUUUUCUCUCAAGAAUUCCUUUGUAAAAUGUUUACUAGAUAGGUACGGAAAUAUUGCUCAGUUAAUAUAGGUCUGUUAGGGGUCGAGUCACAAUAUUAAAAAGAGAUUUUUGUCAAAAUAAAUGUAAAUGUUUGCUAAAAACAUAGUAAAGUGACAGAAAAUGGCUACGGAACGUGAUAAUUGUAAUAAAAAAUGUCGUAAAAAAUUAAAUAUUAUUAUAAAAUCAAUUAUUCUAUAAAUAGCAAGCACUGAAUUUCGAUGUUUUAUGUCACAAAAGAAUAAAAAUUUGUAAUAUUUACAUAUGUUGGAAAGGGGCUGAUGCGAAUACGAUUAAGUUAAUGUAAUGUACAGUCUAAGGCGGGAAGUGUCGUGUUGACAGUUAAGCGUUUAACUUAACCGGUUUGUUCGUAUAAGUUGCAGCAUUAAGUUUUAAGGCUAUACACUAAGUGCAUGGGUUUACAGUUAGACUACACAGAUAACUUAUAACUACGUACCGAGUAAAGUUUACGUUCAUGGGAAUAGUGUGUAACUCGCUUAAUCUCGGCCUUGUAUUGGUUGCAAAAGUUUCAACUGGUCUCGUGUUGACAUGUUUCAUAUAAUUUGUGCGCACGCCUAUAGAUAAUGUUUUUGUAGUACACAAACUUCUUUGGAUGACCGAAGAUUACCGCCUGGAAUUUAUGUUAAUCCUGGUACUUCGUAGUUUCUGCCCGUGCAUUCUCGAGGUGGAAACGUUGGAAUAUUCAUAAGGAACUUAGUGCUACUAUUUUAUUUAUUAUCGCCAGUGGCCAUCCUGCCAAGUAAGCUCUCUAAACACGCUGAGGUACGUAGUUUAUUCCUAAGUCCUAUUUACAUUUCCCUGUGAUAUUUCGUGUUUUGUAUUUUUGUACGGCCGCCAUCUUGCCGCGAGCUGUCAACACGGAACUGUCAAAUUGUUGUUAGAAUACAUGUUAUAAUAUGAAUUGUUUGUACGUUGUUUAGUUUUAUGCAACGAAUUUAUUACUUUAUACUCUUUGCUUAUUUUUGUAUCCUUGUAAUUGUUUAUACUUGCCAGAGUAAGGAUUGUAAAGGAACUUUCUGUCUGAUUUCUGUGAGAAUGAAUGCUGCAAUGUAAUUCUGGGGUGAAUGACGUCAUCAAAAGCAAAUUCCAAACAAUUUGAAAGAAGAGCAAAAACCAAUCUCUCGUAUUGUUUUAGAUCAGUGUCAAAAAAAUAAAUACGAUAAAAUGUUUGUUUUAGUCUUCUCUAGU